GGUGUGGCUCAGAGAGCCGCCUCGGCUGCCCCUCCGCCAGCCGCCAUGGCGGCCUUUCCGCGCCACCGCCGCUUCCUGGGCGGCUUCGUGUGCGGGGCCGCAGCGGGCGCCGCUGUAUCGUGCUGGGCUGCGUGGCGGCUCCUCCGCAGCCAGAGCCAGGCGGAGCCGGGUCCCGGGCCAGUCCUGCUGGAGGAACCAGUAGAGGAGUCUUUGCUGGAAAAGUAUGGAUUCCCUGAGGCUGGAACAGAGACCAGAUGUUACACAAAUCAUGCACUGUCUUAUGACCAGGCAAAACGGGUGCCCAGAUGGGUGAUUGAACAUAUUUCAAAGCAGAAGAUGCUUGGCAAUGCAGACCGAAGGCACUGUAAAUUCAGGCCAGAUCCUAACAUCCCGCUAAUGUUUAGUGCUGUCAAUGAAGACUACCUUGGAAGCGGAUGGUCACGAGGACACAUGGCACCUGCAGGAGAUAACAAAUUUUCAACAAGAGCCAUGGCUGAAACAUUUUAUCUGUCUAACAUCGUGCCUCAGAAUUAUGAAAAUAAUGCUGGAUUUUGGAACAGAAUGGAAAUGUAUUGUCGGGAACUGACUGAGAGAUUUGAGGAUGUUUGGGUAGUUUCUGGACCUCUGACCUUGCCUCAAACAAAUGAUGAUGGAAAGAAGAGUGUUACUUACCAGGUAAUCGGGAAGGAUGAUGUAGCUGUGCCAUCCCACCUAUACAAGGUGAUCCUUGCCAGGCGGAGCAGAACGUCUACAGAGCCCUUGGUACUGGGGGCUUUUGUGGUGCCAAAUGAUCCCAUAGGCUUCAGUCACCAGCUGCCUGAAUUCCAAGUAAAUAUUGAAGAUCUGGAAAAAAUGUCAGGUUUAGUUUUCUUCCCCCAGGUGGACAAAACCAGAGAUGUUAAAAAUAUCUGUGAGGUGGAUACCUGUAAACUGAUGGGCUUCAAGGAAUUUACAUUGUACAUCACUGCUAGGAAAGUGCGGAGUGCCCGUACAUUGCACCGGUUGGAGAAAGUCAUGUCAGAGUUAAGGGAUGCAGGAAUUGAGCCUGAUGAAUAUCUUUUAAAGCUUCACAAGAAGAAGGAAGAAGAGCUACUGCAGGAAAAGCAAGUCACACCUAGAGAGGGGAAAACCGGCUAAGUACUUGUUCAAGAAGGUGUUUGGGGUUUUGUACUUUGAAAGGGGAGCUGAAGGCAAACACAAAGACAAGGGCUGUAUGAAUUAUCCUUUUUUGAGUUGUGAAAACAAUAAACAUUUGGAAGAUGGUGGGUUUGGAGUAAUAAUCAUUCUCAUGUAACAUGAUGCAUACACAUGAUUUGCUGCAGUACUUAGAUGUGGGAAAUGAAAAUGACCCCAUUCUGGCAUGAAUAGAUUACUGGACCUCCAGAAAAGGCUUUAUGCUAUUUUCCAAGUGAGACGUCAAGACUUGGGGUUUGUAUGGAAUCCCUUCUAGGAAUACUAUAAAAAUAGACAGUAGACACCUUGGGAGAACAACUAGAACAUGAUUAAAUGUAAUUCCACUUGCAAAUGUCUUUCAGUAUGAUAACUGUGGAAGCAAUGAUACUUCCUGGGAUUUUUUAAAAUUAAUUUAGAAAUAUUUCAUUUAACACUCUUUCGUUAGAGACCU
This is a messenger RNA of Neopsephotus bourkii (Bourke's parrot), 1624 nucleotides long. RefSeq names its product exo/endonuclease G (gene EXOG). NCBI's taxonomy places the organism in Eukaryota, Metazoa, Chordata, Aves, Psittaciformes, Psittacidae. The transcript is spliced from 6 exons. Gene Ontology annotation, biological process: apoptotic DNA fragmentation. Gene Ontology annotation, molecular function: nucleic acid binding; RNA endonuclease activity; single-stranded DNA endonuclease activity. Gene Ontology annotation, cellular component: mitochondrial inner membrane; nucleus. The coding region runs from base 46 to 1137 and encodes 363 amino acids. The record is from RefSeq and is a predicted model, not a curated record.